CUUUCUUUUCCGGCUGUCAGCUGUUGAAGACGUUUGUCUAAGCGGUAGUGCAUCAAAAAAAUUAGACAAAAUGCUCAUCUACAAGGAUAUCAUCUCCAACGAUGAGAUGUUCACCGAUACGACGAAGGUCACUCUUGUGGAAAACUCCGUCUAUGAGGUCCUCUGCAAGCACGUCGUGCGAAGAGAAGGUGAAAUCGUCCUCGCUGGAUCGAAUCCGUCCGCCGAGGAGGCCGAUGAAGGUGCAGAUGACAGUUGCCAAGCCGGUCUCGACGUUGUCCUCAACCAGCGUCUCCAGGAAACGUCGUUCGACAAGGCAGGCUACAAGACCUACCUGAAGACGUAUACCAAGGCCCUCCAAGAGAAGUGGAAGGAGCUGGAGUACUCCGACGAAAAGAUCGCUGAGCUCAAGAGCUCUUGCAUGGCUGGUGUCAAAUUCAUGCUGAGCAAGAUGGACAAGGACAGCCAAUAUUUCCUCGGCGAGUCCAUGAACCCCGACGGUAUGGUUGCUGUUCUGAACUACCGCGACGGAGAAGAUGGAAACGAAGAGGCAAUCAUGAUGUUCCUCAAGGCUGGACUCGAGGAGGAGAAAUGUUAAGGCUGAUGAACUUCGCUAGUUCCGAUUGGAUCAAUUAGGGACAGGUUUACGGGGACUAUGAUUCGGCCUCAAUUCGGUCGUGUAAAUUAUGGGUUUAAGCUGCGUUGAGUAAUGUUCCGAACCGACGUCGUCGCACUCCGCCACCGUUAAACAUUCAACAGUUGAUGAAGAGCCAAAGUUGGAAGAAGGUCCUUGGAGGGAAGCAGCUUCUCAGCGGGGAAAAAGUUACGGAAAUCCUCUCAGAAUAAAUUGUUGGACUUUACUCAAAAA
Galendromus occidentalis (western predatory mite) is the source of this 865-nucleotide messenger RNA. RefSeq names its product translationally controlled tumor protein (gene Tctp). The record is from RefSeq and is a predicted model, not a curated record. Lineage: Eukaryota; Metazoa; Arthropoda; Arachnida; Mesostigmata; Phytoseiidae. Bases 71 to 595 code for a protein of 174 amino acids. Gene Ontology annotation, cellular component: cytoplasm. Gene Ontology annotation, molecular function: calcium ion binding. The transcript has 2 exons.